AGUGCGUGACAGGUUUUCUAGAAGAAAGGCCGUGCCCUCCACUUCAGUUCAGUUAAGGUAAAGAUAGUCAUCCUAAUAAAUUAUAGAACUACAAAUACAUGACAGUAUUCAAUCUCGUGCCCAAUUUGGUCUUCUUAAGCACCAUAUUUAGCAGAAGUCGGAUCAAAGUCAGGUUUCUCCCCACCUGAUUGCUGAGCAAAUUCGGGACUAGAUAUCAUGAUACUGAUUCUUACCUGACUACUGAAUAAUACAUCCAAUUUUAGAAUUUUCGCUAGCUGUAAGCGUCGGGAUUAUGAAAUUGUCUCGGUUACAUCUCUGUCCGAGGAGUUUGAUAUAAACAUACAACACAGCAGAACAAUUUGAACAACGAAGAAACGACAAAGAUGUCCGCGAACAUUUAUCAUCCAUCUAGAGGGGGUGUUCGUGGCGGAAAAGAUCAGUUCAAUUGGGAAGAUGUUAAAUCUGACAAGGACAGAGAAAACUAUCUUGGUCAUUCUUUGAAAGCACCAGUAGGUAGAUGGCAAAAAGGAAAAGAUCUUGUAUGGUACACCAAAGAUAAGGAAGAUGGGAUUUCAGAAGAAGAUAGAAGAAAAAAGGAACUACAAGGCGUCAGAGAUUUGGAAGCCCAAGCAAUGGCUGAAGCUUUGGGUUUUAAGGUACCACCCUACCCCGUUACAAAGGCUGACGAUAAGGUUCAAGAUAGCAUCAAAAGUUCUGAAGGUCAGCGCGAUCGGGAAUCGAGAAAGAAAAGUAAACGUAAGAAGGAUAAAAAAGACAAGAAAAGUAAGAAGAAAAAGCGAAGAUAUGAAUCAAGUGAUCAUGAAGAUAGUGAAGAAGAUCUGGUUGCAAGAGCUACUAUGGGGCGUCAUGAAGAAAAAGACAAAUACGGUGAUGAUAAUUAUUUAUCAAAAAAGAAAAAACGUAUAGAUGAUUGGAAGGACCCACAUGGCAGGGAUUCUGAAGAGAAACAUAAGAGACGAAGAGAUGAUUACGAUAAUCGUAACAGAUACAAGGAACGGUACACCAAGGACAGUAGAUCAGAUGAUGACAGGAAAGAGGAAAGAGAACAUAGGGCUGAAAAAGUGAAUCGAAACGUUCGCCAGGAUAAUGGUUUUUAUAAACGGGACUCUAAUAGAAGUGAUCGCAGGCGUUAUGAUGGAGAGUGAUGUAUUGUGUAUGAUGUAUAAUGUAAAGAUGCAAAGUAGUUUUAGAAAGAACGAAAUCGUCGAUAUAAAGUGAAGUAACGUAUAAGAACGUUGCUCUUAGCCGUUUCCAAAGUCCUUUGAUAGAAUCAGAUCUCUUUUCCUUUAUUUGCUUUAAGAAUAUUAUGUAAGAUUUCUUGCUAAGUCGUACAAAAGUGUUGAAGUAAUCGUGAAUGGUUUAGCUCGCUUAAAGACUACUUGCAUUUACACAGUGUAUUUAAAGCAAGGCAUGUUCGAUUAUAAUGCCCUACUUUAAAUAGCUCUUUGUAGUGCAGAUCUACAAAUGAGGGAAGAUCAGAAACGACUCAUUAGACGGAAUUGGUUGAGCUUUACAGAUGAUCUAGAGAGCAGUGUUCAGCAGAGUCUGAAAUGAUGAUUUUUGCAUCAAUGAUGAUUAGCCCGUUUUGAAAGAAUGCCAAAUUAAGCAAUAGAAGGCCCAUUUUUAUCGGUUUGCUGAAAGUCAACGCUACCUUCCCCUUUUGGUUCCGUGUACUAUUAUCUUGCAAACGAAAUCCUCUUUAAUCUUAGUCAACGAUCUCCAAUACUUCAUGAUACACUAUGUUGAUGAAAUAAAGCAAACGUACAUCACCUAACGAAUGUUCGAGCUGUGCUCUACAGAACAGCUCCAAAGACGCCAGUAAAAAAAGCAUGGAAUCUAAAAGCAAACCAACUAAGAAGUAUGCCCAAUGAUUCUUGCUUAACGUCACAAAGCAAGGACAAACUGUGAGAUUUACGUACAUUUCAUUUCAAUGUUUGAAUUUACGUACGAUUUCGUUUCUUCGAAACAGCUCACCAUUGUGCAUCUGGUCAUAAAUUAGUUAUUAUUCUCGUUUUUUGACUCAUUCUAAAAAUAAUUGACCAAGUCAUUCGUUUUUGAUAGAUUUUUAUUAAUAUUUUAACACAGCUAG
Molecule: messenger RNA, 2110 nt
Organism: Rhopilema esculentum
Lineage: Eukaryota; Metazoa; Cnidaria; Scyphozoa; Rhizostomeae; Rhizostomatidae
Source: RefSeq, a predicted model, not a curated record